Molecule: messenger RNA, 3951 nt
Organism: Phaeoacremonium minimum UCRPA7
Lineage: Eukaryota; Fungi; Ascomycota; Sordariomycetes; Togniniales; Togniniaceae
Product: putative 5-oxoprolinase protein
Exons: 5
Coding region: 1-3951 (1316 amino acids)
Biological process (GO): glutathione metabolic process
Cellular component (GO): cytosol
Molecular function (GO): 5-oxoprolinase (ATP-hydrolyzing) activity
Source: RefSeq, a predicted model, not a curated record
AUGCCGUCGGUAAUUGCAGAAGAGGGCAUUCGCAUUGCCAUCGACAGGGGAGGCACAUUCUGUGACUUCUGGGCGCGAAUCCCUGGUCAAACCAAGGACCUUGUCUUCAAACUCUUGUCAGUAUGCCCGGACGAAUAUGACGAUGCUCCCACGGAGGGAAUCCGUCGCAUUCUCGAGACGGCGACUGGCUCGCCGAUCCCGAGAGGCACCCCUCUAGACCUCACUCCCGUCGAGAGUAUCCGCAUGGGCACAACAGUGGCCACAAAUGCCCUCCUGGAACGCAAAGGCGAGCGGGUAGCCUUGCUUAUAACUAAGGGCUUCGGCGAUCUACUCCUGAUCGGAAACCAGGCACGGCCGAAGCUCUUCGAUUUAGCGAUUCAGAAGCUUGACAAGCUAUAUGAGAAAGUCGUUGAAGUAGAUGAGAGAAUUACCGUUGAAGGAGCUUCAGAACUACCAGAGCCAUUGGCAGUCAGCGUUGAUGAAGACCCGAACCUAUUUUACGGAGUUAAUGGGGAGGUUUUGCGAUGCCUGAAGAAGCCAGACCUGGAUGCAGUGGCGAAAGAUCUAAAAGCUCUUUGGGAAGAGGGCUAUAGGAGUGUUGCUAUUGCGCUGAUGCACUCAUACAACUUCCCGGACCAUGAGUUGUCACUGGGUGAAGUCGCACGUAAGAUCGGUUUCAAAGUAUCUCUUUCAUCCCAGUUGCAGAGCAUGAUAAACAUCGUGCCACGGGCGCAAUCUGCCACGGCUGAUGCCUAUCUAUCACCAAUCACCGAAGCUUAUCUACAAAGCUUCCGAAAAGGAUUCAAAGGAGAAUUGGAGGAUGAGAACGGAAACAAAUUACUGCUUUCACAAUCUCACGGCGGUCUUGUGAAAUUCAGCGAGUUCACGGGAUUGAGAGCUAUUCUUUCAGGCCCGGCAGGUGGUGUCAUCGGUUAUGCGAAAACAUGCUACGAUGCCACUGACGCGACUCCUGUUCUUGGCUUUGACAUGGGUGGAACGAGUACAGAUGUGUCCCGUUACGGGGGUACACUUGAGCACGUCUUCGAAGCUACUAUUGCCGAAGUCCCAAUACAAUGCCCCCAGCUUGACGUAAACACUGUUGCUGCUGGCGGUGGUUCUAUUUUGUUUUGGACCAACGGCCUCUUCAAGGUUGGCCCUGACUCCGCUGGCGCAUAUCCUGGCCCGGCUUGCUACGGUAAUGGCGGCCCUCUCACCAUUACGGAUGCCAACUGUUUCCUGGGGCGAAUCCUUCCUCAAUAUUUCCCACGCAAACUCGACAUCGAUACUGUGCAGCGCAAGUUUCUGGAGCUUACAGAGACCGUGAACAAGGAGAAACAUGGCAAAGACAAAUUAACUCCUGAAGAAGUUGCUAUGGGCUUCAUUCACGUGGCCAAUGCUACUAUGGCACGUCCUAUCAGAAGUCUUAGCGAAGGGAGAGGCUUUGAAGCUUCUGCUCACAACCUUGCCUGCUUUGGUGGUGCUGGCGGCCAGCACGCUGUAGCCAUCGCGAGAGAUCUUGGUAUCAGUCGAGUCUUGAUCCACCGACUGUCGAGUAUUCUCUCAGCAUUUGGCAUGGCUCUCGCUGAUAUCGUCAUCGAGAAGCAGGAGCCGGAAGCACUCACAUAUGGACCCGAAGCCACUGAUCGCCUUGCAAAGCGAUUCGAAUCACUCUCGGCUCGCGCAGUAGAGGAUCUGAAAGCGCAAGGAAUACCAUCUCAUCGAGUCGCCCAUGAGAAGUUCCUUAACAUGAGAUACAGAGGAAGUGACACAGCUCUCAUGAUCAUGGAGCCUGCAGGUGGCGAUUAUGCUGCUGCAUUUGUUGAGAGGCAUCAACGCGAAUUUGGCUUCGUCCAGCAGAGAGAUGUUCUCGUCGAUGAUGUGCGCGUUCGAAGCAUAGGAAAAGCAAUGGAGCUACCUAUCUCUAAUCCAUUCGAUCAACUUGUCAAGGCCGGCGAAUACCCAUAUGUUGAAGCGACCAGCGCAAAGACACACAAGAUUUACUUCGAGCGUGGGUGGGUGGAUACACCCGUCUUCCAUCUAACCAACCUUCCAAAGAGGAGCAAGGUCAAGGGACCUGCUGUAAUUUUCGAUGAGACACAAACCAUUAUACUCGAUCAAGCUAGUGAAGCAAUCGUUCUUGACGAGCAUUUAGUUGUUGACUUGGUGUUGACAAAGGAGGAUACGAAGUUUACAGGAGAGGUUGACCCCAUCAAGCUUUCUGUUUUUGGUCAUCGUCUCAUGUCCGUUGCGGAACAGAUGGGCCGAACACUCCAAAAAACCUCAAUUUCUACUAACAUCAAGGAGAGACUGGACUACUCUUGUGCGGUUUUCUCCGCAGCUGGCGGACUUGUCGCUAACGCACCACAUAUUCCUGGUCACCUGGGCUCUAUGAGCACUGGAAUUAGGUAUCAAGCAAAGAAGUAUGGCAAAGACUUGAAACCGGGAGAUGUUAUUCUUUCAAACCACCCUUGUGCGGGAGGCACGCAUCUGCCAGAUCUUACAGUCAUCACACCAGUGUUUGAUAACGACGAGAACCCUACCGAGAUCAUGUUCUUCGUCGCCAAUAGAGGUCAUCAUGCGGAUAUUGGCGGAAUUCUAGCCGGGUCCAUGCCUCCUAACUCGACGGAGCUUUGGCAGGAGGGUGCGGCUAUUGAAUCCUUCAAACUUGUCAAGAAUGGCGUAUUUGACGAAGAAGGUUUGAUUGAGGAGCUAUACAUCAAACCUGCCCAAUAUCCCGGCUGCAGUGGCACAAGAACUCUGCGCGACAAUAUCGCAGAUCUCAAGGCGUCUGUCGCUGCCAAUAACAGGGGCAUCUAUUUGAUCCAGGAACUAGCCCGGCAGUAUACUUGGCCGGUUGUACAAUUCUAUAUGGAGGCUAUCCAAAAGAACGCCGAGGAUGCGGUGAGAGCUUUACUGAAGCAGCUCAGUGUUCGCUUCCGUGGCCAUCCCUUAAAGGCCGUAGACUAUAUGGAUGAUGGGACUCCCCUGGCAUUGACGGUCACUAUCAACAGUGAGGAUGGUUCUGCGAAGUUUGACUUCACAGGAACUGGUCCUGAAGCCCUAAACAAUCUGAACACACCAUCUGCUGUCAUGUUUUCUGGAAUCAUCUAUUGCUUACGUUGCAUGGUGUCCGCCGAUAUCCCUCUCAACCAGGGAUGCCUGGCCCCCAUCGAGGUCUACUGCCCCCCUAAUACCCUUCUCUCACCUAGCCUCAAGGCUGCUACCGUGGGAUCGAACGUCGAGACCUCUCAACGGAUAGUAGACCUGAUUCUGAAGGCAUUCCGCGUCUCUGGAGCCAGCCAGGGCACGUGUAAUAAUCUCACAUUCGGAUACGGCGGCACUGACGAGAAUGGUGAGAUUGUCAAAGGAUUUGGCUACUACGAAACCAUUGCAGGCGGUUCUGGAGCAGGUCCAACCUGGGAUGGGCAGUCUGGUGUUCACACAAACAUCACCAAUACUCGCAUUACAGACCCGGAAAUGUUUGAGAAACGUUACCCAGUUCUUCUCAAUGAAUUCUCUAUUCGCAAGGGUAGUGGUGGACUUGGCCGCAGGCGUGGCGGUGACGGGUGCGUCCGUGAUAUAGAAAUUCGACGGCCGCUGCAGGUUAGCAUACUCUCGGAGCGGCGGGUGAUUCCCCCGUAUGGCAUGGCCGGCGGUGGUGAGGGAGGACGCGGCGUCAACCUCUGGAUACGAAAAGACGAAUCUGAUGGGACGGUUCGAUCCAUCAGUUUAGGAGGCAAAGCUACUGUUGCAAUGAAUGCCGGUGAUCGGAUCAUCAUCAAGACUCCAGGAGGCGGAGGUUAUGGUUUUAGCCCGGACAUGGUGGAUGGCUUCAUACCAGAAGAUGAAGAGAUUGUGCAGAAUGGCCAUGUUAAUGGAAAUGGUUUCGCCCAUGUGCCUCGAGCAGGAGGAAGUGUGGCAAACAGGGAGAACAUGGCUGUAUCAAACUAA